CGUUUGGUUAGAAAUCAGCCAAACACGACCUGAAGAAACCAAAAGCAAAAAAAGAAAUCAGCCAAACGCGAUUCUUGAGAUGAGAAACCGCGACAUCAUCCAACAUGGCUUCGCGAGUCCCAACCGCCAUUUUUGUAUGGAUGUGCAAUUGCUCAAGCUCUCUCACGCAUCUCCGCUGUCAAUCAAAUGGACUCCUGCUUCCAGUUCCAGACCACCCCUUAACCUCCCUUCAAUUUCCCGGACAAUAACCCCUAUUUCCCCACUGUUUUCGAGAACGACGGCCUCCCGCCGCAGCGACGCCACUUUCGACGAGGCGGCGUACGAGGCGAAGCGGCUGAGCUUGGACGCCGCCGCCCGGGAGUCCAUGGCCGAGAAAUCCGCUGUCGAAGGCGACGACCCGAAGGCGUGGAAAUGGGUCAUCAGGAAGCGGGUUUGGGACUUUAUGGAGGCCCGGAAUAUAGCUCAGUUCCCCCGCCCCGUUCACCACCGCAUUCCCAAUUUCGUCGGCGCCCACAUUGCUGCUCAAAAAUUGAGUGAGUUGCAGGUGUUUAAGGAGGCGAAAUGCGUGAAAGUUAAUCCGGAUACGCCCCAAAAACAAGUCAGAUUCCUCACACUUAAUGGUGGGAAAAAGCUUUUGACUCCACAGCCACGUCUGAGGACCGGAUUCUUCUCUAUACUGGAAUACUCAAUGUUAAUUCCUGAGACUAUUAAGGAGGCAUGCACAUCUGUCGGAGUUGCCAAGUAUGGCAAGCCUAUAGGACUGGAGGAAAAGAUAAAAGUGGACUUAAUUGUUGUUGGUUCUGUUGCUGUCGACCCAAAGACAGGGGCAAGACUUGGCAAGGGUGAGGGAUUUGCUGAACUUGAAUAUGGUAUGCUACGUUACAUGGGUUCCAUUGAUGACUCGACACCAAUUGUCACAUCUGUGCAUGAUGAACAAUUGGUGGAUGAGAUUCCCAUGGACAAAUUGCUGGUUCAUGAUGUACCUGUCGACAUCAUUUGCACUCCAACCCAAAUUAUCUUCACCAACACCUCAAUUCCAAAACCUCAAGGAAUAUACUGGGAUAAACUAUCUCCAGAAAAGCUUGGUCAAAUAAAAAUACUAAGGGAGCUAAAGAGUAAAAUUGAACGCGAAACUGGGGAAAAGCUUCCCACCGCCAAGGAAGCGCUGAUGCAUCUCGUUUUUUUCUCAAUCAUGUAAACAUUUCUUCUUCUUCUUCUUUGUAAACAAUAAUUUAUGCGUUGAGAAAAUCAUGUUGAGGUUGAUCUUGUUUGAAUGAUUUUUGAGAGUGAUGUAAAAUGUGGUUAUGUCAACCUUGUAAUUGUGCUAGACAUUGAUGUAUGGAGACACGUCGUCGAAAGCAGCUGCUGAAAUUAAUUGUCAUAAUUUAUAUGCACAUGCAUGAAUAGUUUCAGCA
Molecule: messenger RNA, 1415 nt
Organism: Salvia miltiorrhiza (redroot sage)
Lineage: Eukaryota; Viridiplantae; Streptophyta; Magnoliopsida; Lamiales; Lamiaceae
Product: 5-formyltetrahydrofolate cyclo-ligase-like protein COG0212
Exons: 6
Coding region: 80-1198 (372 amino acids)
Cellular component (GO): cytoplasm
Source: RefSeq, a predicted model, not a curated record